Messenger RNA from Trachymyrmex septentrionalis, 2562 nucleotides. RefSeq names its product thymidylate synthase-like. Lineage: Eukaryota; Metazoa; Arthropoda; Insecta; Hymenoptera; Formicidae. Gene Ontology annotation, molecular function: transporter activity; thymidylate synthase activity. The transcript has 7 exons. The record is from RefSeq and is a predicted model, not a curated record. Gene Ontology annotation, biological process: transport; dTMP biosynthetic process. The coding region runs from base 64 to 1617 and encodes 517 amino acids. Gene Ontology annotation, cellular component: cytosol; mitochondrion.
AACUGAAUCCAGUUACAGUCUAAAAUUAUAAUGUGACGGCACCUGAAGCAUCCAAGGAGAGUGAUGGCUUCGAUCUGCCGACGUUGGAGAUUAUGGAUAUUGCCUGUGCUGACCUGCCUGUAUGCACUACUCAUUGUUAUACUUGUACCAAUCUUGCUAGUCAACUCCGUUAAGAAUGGCUUUAAAAAGCAGGAUCAGGGUGCGCUGGUGGGUGGUGCCUUUGUCCUACUGGCAUUGCCUAUCGCAUUUUAUGAGAUUGUUCAGCACAUGAUAUACUACACACAGCCUAGACUACAAAAAUAUAUAAUAAGAAUAUUAUGGAUGGUCCCCAUUUACGCAGUAAAUGCUUGGUUAGGUUUGGUAUUUCCUGAAGGAAGUAUAUACGUGGACAGCUUAAGAGAAUGCUAUGAAGCUUAUGUAAUAUAUAAUUUCAUGAAGUAUUUACUGGCCUAUUUGAACGCCGACCACCAGUUGGAGCAUAGACUGGAAAUUUCUCCUCAAGUGCAUCAUAUGUUUCCUCUGUGCUGCCUACCUGAUUGGGAGAUGGGCAGAGAAUUUGUACAUAUGUGCAAGCAUGGUAUUUUACAAUAUGCAGCUGUUAGGCCUAUAUCAACUUUAAUAUCAUUGUAUUAUUGUAUACGAUAUAUGCUAAGAGGAGAAGAGAUAGUGAAUAACAGUGUCGAGGUUGAAAAAUCAUUGCAAAUAACGACACGAAAUAUGGAGCACAAGAUGAAUGAAAAAACAAACGAAGAACACGAGGAACAUCAGUAUUUGAGACUUAUAGAGAAGGUUAUUCAGAGUGGAGCAAAGAAGAGCAAUCGCACUGGUGUGGAUACUUAUUCUAUUUUCGGAGCGCAAAUGCGAUUCAGUUUACGAGAUGGUGUUUUUCCAUUAUUGACAACUAAACAAGUGUUCUGGCGAGCAGUGGUUGAAGAACUAUUGUGGUUUAUCAAAGGAUCGACAAAUUCCAAAGAAUUGUCGGAUAAGGGUAUUCGCAUUUGGGAUGAAAAUGGUUCACGGGCUUUCUUGGAUUCCUGUGGUUUCACUGAUAGAGAGGAGGGUGAUUUAGGACCUGUCUACGGUUUCCAGUGGCGGCAUUUUGGUGCUGAAUACAAAGAUAUGCACACGGAUUACACAGGACAAGGAAUAGACCAAUUGAAGGAAGUCAUUCACAAAGUAAAGCAUUCUCCUGAGGACAGACGUAUUAUAAUGUCAGCCUGGAAUCCAGUUGAUAUUUCAAAGAUGGCAUUGCCGCCGUGCCACACUUUCAUACAAUUUUACGUGAAUAACGGAGAAUUGUCCACGCAGCUUUAUCAAAGAAGCGCAGACAUGGGUUUAGGAGUGCCGUUUAAUAUAGCGUCAUAUUCCUUGCUAACUUACAUGAUCGCUCAUGUUACUGGAUUAAAGCCAGGAGAAUUUGUACAUACAAUGGGAGACUGCCACGUCUAUGUCAACCAUAUAAGCGCCCUUGAGAAACAGGUAAAACGCGAACCGCGCGAGUUUCCAAAAUUAAAGAUAGUUAGAGAAGUUAAAGAUAUUGACGAUUUCAUUGCCGAGGAUUUUGAGUUGAUAGAUUAUAAUCCAUACUCCAAACUCUACAUGAAGAUGGCUGUCUGAACUAUCUCGUUUGAAUAAGCUUUAUCCUCUGAAAGAUCUACGUAAUUUACAUUUCGUUCUCAUAAAAUUCAUUAAUGACGCGACAUUGGUUGCAUUCAGUAGAAAUAAAAGUUUUACAGCCGUUAUAUAAUUCUUUAACAGAACUGAUUCCUCUUGUACUUCCUCACUAGAUAUAAAUGUACAACCAAUCAUGCUUUUUUUGAAGCUUCUAUGUGAUACUGCCUAAUAUUACCUCAUAAUCAAUCACAUUAAAGAAUUUUAUAGUUAUAAAGCUACUACCUUUUUUGCUGAAUGCAGUCCUUGCUUUUUAAUGUACUUAACUAAUAAACGAAUGUUCUAGAAACUAAUCUUUCUAGUAUUUUUGAUCAGUAUUAAGAUACACCGAUUAAGUAAUAGUACUUUCAAUUAUACAAUAUUUUUGACUUGAGAGAGAUAUAAAAAAAUUACCUUAAUAUAGCUCGAUUUCUCUUUAUAUGGGCUGAUGGAAAAGUGAUGAAUAUAUCUUAUACUGUAACCUCCUAGCUAUUACACAUAUCGUAAGUAAAGUCUUAUAUACGCAUAUACAUCUAUGCUAGUAUGUAUACAUGUAUAUAUUUAACUAAACUUAACUUUCUAAGAGAAAUUAUAUUUUUAAUAAAUCUUGUACCUUAAGUAUAUAUCAAUAUCUUCAAUACCCAUCGCAUGUAAUUCAUGCAAAUCUAUCACGAUUCGUUUCCUUAUUCCAAUAAAAAUUAUCGCACGCGCUAUUCCAACUUCUAUAUUACACAAAUUUAAUUUUUUUUCGGUCGAUUAUGAUCGACAAGUAUGGACGAUCGCAAAAGGCCUUAUAUAAGCAGCUUCUAAGUAUAACAAAAUUAUGUAAUUCUAUAUAUAAUAUGUAUAAAUUCGUUAUUUUUUAAAUAUAAAUCAGUAAGAAUAUUGGAAAUAAUCGAUCCUGCAUUAUAA